UUUCUUUCCAAUGUAAUAUUUGGAGCCAGUCCCAUAGUUCUAGUCAAACCAAGCAUUCUGAGAGUGCAGUGUGUUGUUGGGGAGUUUUUGUGAAGACAGCAGCGAGAGAAGGAGAGAGAGAGAGAAACCGCCUCCUCCCUCUCUCUCCUGGACCCGGGGAUGUUGAUAUGCGUUCCAUGGAUUCAAAGACUCUCGGUUUGUUGGUGGGUCUAGGACUGGCUUGUCUGGCGUGGGUCUCUGUCCGAGCUAACGACCAAUGGCAAGAACGGUUCAAGGUGGUCUUCACACCGACCAUCUGCCAGCGGACUUGCCUGAAGGGUCAGUGCCAAGACAGCUGCCAACUGGGUAACACUACCACCCUGAUCAGUGAGAAUGGACAUGUUGCUGAUACCCUGACGGGGUCUGGCUUCCGAGUGGUGGUGUGCCCGCUCCCCUGCAUGAACGGAGGGCAAUGCAGCUCCAGGAAUCGAUGCCACUGCCCGUCCAACUUCACCGGCAAGUUCUGCCAGAUUGCGGUCAGCGGGCAGGGGCAGCCUCACCAGCCGCAGGCAGGCGAGCAGCUCCCGGACAAGGUCUCCGAAGCCUACAAACAUUCGGUCUUCACCCUCCAGCUCACCCCGGACUCGCAGGGUCCCGGGGACCAUUCCCCGGGUAAGUACAGCUACGGAAUCGUGAGUUCCGGAGGACCUCAGCACAGACCGGAAGCACAGCCUCAGCCUGUCAUAAAUCUGCACGUCAGGCAUCCUGCGGAAGCCACGGUGCAGAUCCACGGGGUCUCCAGCCUGGGCAGCUACCUGGGGGAGCAGAAGAACCUACUGCACCAGCCAAUCCUGGUCCACCACCAACCCGUGCAGAAGGUCAACCAUUACCCGCCCAGGACCCUCCCCACCUCACAGAAGAAACUGGGCCGCUGCUUUCAGGAAACCUUGCCGAAGAUGUGCAGUAAGCCACUGCCGGGUCUGACCAAAGAGGAAGAUUGUUGUGGAAGUGUUGGAGCAUCUUGGGGGUUCAGUAACUGCAACAAGUGUCGUCACCAGCACCACUUGGCUGACCCAAAAACUGGCAUCAGCAGUGGGGUGGAAUGCCCCCAAGGCUACAAGAGACUCAACAGCACACACUGCCAAGAUAUCAACGAGUGCUUGAUCCAGGGAGUCUGCCAGAAUGCAGAGUGUCUCAACACACAGGGGAGCUUCCGUUGUGCUUGUAAGCCUGGCUUCAUGAUGGGUCCAUCGCGGACGCACUGUAUCGUGAUGGAGAAGCCUGCUGAGAAGGGACCAUGUUACCUCCUGGUCAAUGCUGAUGAGGGCUGUACCUACCCUCUGCGAGGGGAGCUGACCAAACAGCUCUGUUGCUGCACGGUGGGCAAGGCUUGGGGUUCUAGCUGUGACCCCUGCCCUAACCCUGGAGCUGCGGAAUUCCAGGAGACGUGCCCGGCCGGAAUGGGUUACCAUUUCUCCAGCUCCCACCAGAAGAUCAGCAUCCCGCCUGGCAGCAAUAUCCUGCUCCGUAUCGAUCCUGACGGCAAGGCCCGGAUUGUCCAAGUGCCGGUCACUAUGCCUCCCGCGGCCACACCUGAGGCAGAUCCCAAGGAUAACAUCGAGGCUUCCACAGUUGCGAUGUUACCCACUUUCAGUCUGAGAGAGGAAGCAUUCUCCGCCAGUUUUAUCCCCUUUGCAUCAAGGUUUCCGGUAGAAUUGGAAACACGACCUACGACCCCUGCAAUUAAGGUACCUGCCCCACCUCAGCCCAUGGAGUUUGGCCCUUCCCAGGUCAUCGAAAUGGACACGUGUAAAGUGGAUCAGGGGAUCUGCGGGCAUGGAGUGUGUGUCUAUGACCCAUCUGGGUACACCUGCGUCUGCCACACUGGCUACCAGCUUCAUACCCAUAUCAAACACUGUGUGGAUGUGAACGAGUGUGAGGACAAUCCCUGUGGGGCCAGAAAAGGCGAGUGCAUCAACUACGUUGGGACCUACAGCUGCCGCUGUUACCGAGGUUACCAGUUACAGGAACUCCCGGAGGGCAGCAUCUGUGUCGAUGUCAACGAGUGUGCGGACAGUCGCUUAUGCACCAACGGACGAUGUCUGAACACCGAAGGCUCUUUCUACUGUCACUGCCAAUCCGGGUAUCGCCCAGUCAGCCAUCAGACAGCCUGCGAAGAUAUUAAUGAAUGCAACAACCCGAAUACCUGUCCACGGGGCAAAUGCAAGAAUAAACCUGGAACGUAUGAGUGCGUUCCCUGUCCAGAGGGAUACCGGAGUCAGGCUGGAGAGUGUUAUGAUGUUGAUGAGUGCCUUGACCGAUCCUUCUGCUUAAACGGAAAGUGUGUCAACACAAAGGGAUCAUACAGCUGUACCUGUAGCAAAGGAUUUAAACCUGCACCUGAUGGAAAGAGCUGCCAAGACAUUAAUGAGUGCAGUGAUGGGCAGCUCUGCGCCAAUGGCCGCUGCUUGAACACAGAGGGGUCCUUCCAAUGUCGCUGUCGCCCUGGCUAUCGCCUGACUAACCAUCAGACUUCCUGCGAAGAUAUCAACGAGUGCUUGGAGGUAGCAGGGGUCUGCAACAAUGGAGAGUGUAUCAACAUGCCAGGAUCCUACACGUGCCAGUGUCACCUGGGUUUCCAACUGUUUGAUGACACAAGGUGUAAAGAUAUCGAUGAGUGUGCCUUGAACCGCUCGCUAUGCAUGCCGAACGGCGCCUGUCAGAACACAGAGGGCUCAUUCUCCUGCGUUUGUGACACUGGCUUCAUCCUGUCGCUGGACACAUACACUUGCGAAGAGCCCGAGAGGCCCGAAGACAAGAAGGAGUGUUACCUCAGCCUCGACGACACGAUCUUCUGCGACAGCGUCCUUGCAACCAACAUCACAAAGGAGGAGUGCUGCUGCUCCCUAGGGGCAGGCUGGGGCGACCACUGUGAGAUCUAUCCCUGCCCUGUGCACAGCACAGCUGAAUUUCAGUCUCUCUGUCCGGACGGGGAGGGAUUCCUGGUGACCGACGACAAUCUGUUUGGAGUGGGGCUUCCAUCAUACAGAGACAUUGACGAGUGCACGCUGUUCGGCCAGGAGAUCUGCAAGGAAGGAUUCUGCAUGAAUACCCAGCCUGGCUUCGAGUGCUACUGCAAGCAAGGCUUCUACUACGAUGGGGCCCUGUUUCAGUGUUUGGAUGUGGAUGAGUGCCAAGAUGUUCAGAGCUGCCCCAACGGAAGAUGCAUCAACACCAAGGGGUCCUUCACCUGCCACUGCCCUCCACCAAUGACCUUUGACAAGGUGAAGAGGCGUUGUGUGCAGCCUGUGGUCCUUAUUGACAGGGCAGACACGGACCGCGACCUCUGCUGGAAGCAUGUCAGCAAGGAUUACAAAUGUAGUCAACCUCUGUACCAGACCACUUUCUCGGAGUGUUGCUGCCAGCACGGGCAGGCCUGGGGCAUGGACUGUCGCAUGUGCCCCAUGAGAAUGUCAGCCAGCUUCUCUCACCUGUGCAACAUAACACGAUGGGUUCCGAAUGUGCGGCCAGGCCGAGGCGUGGAUCCGAGACAGAAUGAACAGAUGGACGUUUCACAGAGUAGUGAUGAUAACAGUUCUGAUGAUGACUCCGAGGAAUGUUCCUGCAGGCAUGGACGAUGUGUCCGGGGACGAAACAGGUGCGAAUGCUAUAAAGGCUUCCAGCUGGACAGCAGUGGGAAAUGCAGAGAUAUCAACGAAUGUCGUGAGCUACAUCGCAAGCGGUUCCUCUGCAAGAACGCACGUUGCGUAAAUACCAUCGGAUCGUACCGGUGUGCUUGCUAUCAGGGCUUCGUGCCUACGAGGCGCCACAACAUCUGCAUACGUCGGAAGAUGAGUUAGGCCGCAGUGCGGGCAACGCAUCAACAAAAGAUUAUCCUCGUCGUCCAUAUUUUGGCCUGCCAAUCCUCAAAAGGAAAUACUUAUCAAAUAUUAACAUUGAAAAUAUCUGUUUUAAUUUUUGGAAACACCAUUUAAUAUUUUGAAAAAAUGGGAAAGGCAUCUAAUUUUACUGUUAUCCCAUUUCAUACCCACUGUUCGUGGAGUUUAUUUGUCCAAUUUGUGUUUUAUAUUGAUUGUGUUUUCUAAAAAAACAAGUGGGAUUUGACACACUCAAUAUGGCGGCUACAUAGAAAACAUGGACACUAUUGUUUAUAGGAUAAACCAAAGAACUGCAGGACACUCAAUGUGGUGACAUGUAUCAUUAUCUCGAGGAGAUUUAAAUAUGCAGGCACUCGUCAACCAGAAAGAGAAUUCAAGCCUGGCAACUUCAGUAUGUGGCAGCAGAUGUAAUUACAUCAACUGCCAUAUUGAGUGUACCAACAGCUAUUGGAAUGGUAGAGCUGGAGUGGGAUCUGCCUGGAAGCCACCGCUUCAGACUGAACUGUGAUGUAGAUAAUUAAUAAAAAGAAAUGAACUUACCAGCCAACCAGUUGAUGUGCAGCUAGAAGGCACUUCCUCAACAAAGUUUGGCGUGCAAAGUAGAAAUUAAUUUAGGUUUAGUAGAUGUAAGAGGUCUGGACAUAGUUGAAGGGAAAAACAGUUUGCAUUGGAGAUAGGAUCAGGAACAUGAGGGUACAUAUUUAAUGUGACAGGCAAAAGGUGAUAAGAAAAAAAACUUUACGUGCAAUUAGGAACUGGAAUACACAGUGGUGAAGGUUCAAUUAAAGCCUUCAGGAUAGAACUGAAUAAUUAUUUGAAAAGGAAAGAAUUGCAGGGCUAUAGGAAGUGGCACUGGGUGAACUGAAUCCUUUAGAAAGCCAUCAGACAUGAUGUGUGCCUAGAACAAUUGAGAGAAUUGGCAAAAUGGCCAGUCACUUCAAUCAAGGCCAAGUUUUUUUUAUUUCAUUUGGCAUUCAGCUUCCCAAGUAUAUUGGGAUUCACACAAAAUUAACCCCAAAACUUAGCAUCAACUUAAGAUUUCAUCUGCCAAGUUCAAUUGUUCCCUACAGUGCCAGUGCAUGGUCUAAAGCACAGUUAAGAGGAACACAAAGUAGGAUAAGGCAAAGAAUACGGCAUUGUAACAUCACACAGGGAGGCGCUGUGUGCACACACAUGCAUGCUCCAUUGAGUCUACCCCAAAGUUCUCUGGACAGUUGCCGGCACUGUUUGACAAAGAUAAGGCACAACAGUAAAAUAACCAAGAGUUUCAAGGGGAUCCAUAGAUCAAGAAGGUAAUUAAAAAGGUGCAAAGGAGAGAGAAAUACUGGAGGCAAGAAAAGUUAUUCACUCAUCUAUCUCUUGUUAAUACCCUGCCUGAAAAAGAUAUUAAAGUAAACUCAAUGAGAAAGCUCCCUUUCUUAAAAUACUUUGACACAUCUAUUGCAUUGGAAAGGAUGGAUUUGAAAUUCCUACCGUCCUUUUAGAUAUAUCUUUACCAUAAAAAGAGAAAAGCUUUCCCACGUAGUCCUUGUAUUUUUAGAUCUGCAGAUGCUAUAACCCCGCAUCCCAGUAGGAGUCUGAGCUUUCAGGACCAUAAACUAUUAUCUAACUCACCUAAAUAGGUUUCCUCCGGAUGCUCCGGUUUCUUCCCACAAUCCAAAAAUGUGCAGGUUAAGUGAAUUGGCCAUGCUAAAUUUCCCAUAGUGUUAGGUGAAGGGGUAAAUGUAGGGGAAUGGGUCUGGGUUGCGCUUCAGCGGGUCAGUGUGGACUUGUUGGGCCGAACGGCCUGUUUCCACACUAUAAGUAAUCUAAACUAAUUGAAAGAAUGCCAAUGAUUAUGAACCAUGUUGGUCAAAGUCAGAAUAAAUCCAAACCAUCCCCAUUCCCUUUUCCCACACAGAUAUGGAUCGACCUUUCCACUUACUCCAACUGUACACAAUUCCAAUGUACCAAGUCGCUUCUGUUUUAAGAACAAAUUACUACAGUCACUUGAAUCCAUACUGAAAACAAAUAAAUGCUGGAGAUCAAAGUAGGUCAGGCAGCAUCCAUGGAAAGCAAGUUAAUGUCAAGUCUAGAUAACUCAUCAGAAUUAACAGUGCAAGUAGUCUACAGGAAGUUUCUCUGAUCCCAGGUUACAAUCUAUGACAACUGGAUUCCGCAUGCUGUGAACAUCCUGAUCUGAACACCAGCUGAGAAUUACAGCAGUUCUUGAUGCAGAAUUAAUCUGCACCAUGCCCUCUCCGUGGUGCUGAUUGUCACUGCACCAAGGGAAUAUUACUUCCUUUCUUUGACCUCCCAUUAUGAAGUUGCUGACAGUUUUAAAGGUGCAUGCCUCACCCAAGUCAAUUCUUCACGUGAUUUGCUGUGUAUCUUUGCAGGCUAUUCAAUGGUGAGGACACCAUAGCCACAUCUAUUCCCAAGUGAUAUCUGUACAUAUUAAGCAGGAGUCACUGACUGAGACAGGAAACAGGAAUAUUAGGUGAUUGCCCCAUCCCUAGCCUGGAACAUUGGAAGAGUGAGGGAAUAUAUAGCAAAAGAGACUGUGCACUUCAAGAGAGGUAAUUCAACUGAAAUAAGAACUGACAGCAGCCUUCGUGUCAAAUAUUUAUUUUCAUAGAUGUCUUAUUUUUUAAAGCUUCAACAGAUUUGAAAUAAACUUUUUAUUCUACACGA
Messenger RNA from Hemiscyllium ocellatum (epaulette shark), 6551 nucleotides. It is a transcript of the gene ltbp3, whose product is annotated as latent transforming growth factor beta binding protein 3. The transcript has 27 exons. Lineage: Eukaryota; Metazoa; Chordata; Chondrichthyes; Orectolobiformes; Hemiscylliidae. Bases 168 to 3839 code for a protein of 1223 amino acids. Gene Ontology annotation, molecular function: calcium ion binding. The record is from RefSeq and is a predicted model, not a curated record.